Molecule: messenger RNA, 1468 nt
Organism: Dryobates pubescens (Downy woodpecker)
Lineage: Eukaryota; Metazoa; Chordata; Aves; Piciformes; Picidae
Gene: RSPO3
Product: R-spondin 3
Exons: 5
Coding region: 51-878 (275 amino acids)
Source: RefSeq, a predicted model, not a curated record
AACAAAAAAGAAAGAAGGAAAAGGAGAAGUCGAACUCUCAAAGGGUUACUAUGCAAUUGCGACUGAUUUCUUGGUUUUUUAUCACUUUGAACUUUCUGGAAUACAUUGGCAGCCAGCACGCCUCCAGGGUACGGCGACAGGGAAGAAUGCAUCCUAACGUGAGCCAGGGUUGCCAAGGAGGGUGUGCUACGUGUUCUGACUACAAUGGAUGCCUGUCAUGCAAGCCCAGGCUCUUUUUUGUUCUGGAGAGGAUUGGCAUGAAGCAGAUUGGAGUUUGUCUUUCCUCCUGUCCCAGCGGAUACUACGGGACACGGUAUCCCGACAUUAACAAGUGUGCAAAAUGUAAAGCUGACUGUGAGACCUGCUUCACCAGAAACUUCUGCACAAAGUGUAAAAGUGGCUUUUACUUGUACAGUGGGAAGUGCCUUGAAAAGUGCCCCGAUGGGCUGGAAGCCAACAACCACACGAUGGAGUGCACCAGCAUCGUGCACUGUGAAGCUAGUGAGUGGAGUCCAUGGAGCCCUUGCACAAAGAGAGGAAAAACAUGUGGUUUCAGAAAAGGAAAUGAAGUAAGGUUCAGAGAGAUCGUGCAGCAUCCGUCAGCAAGGGGCAAUCCUUGCCCUGCCACAAGCGAAAGCAGGAAGUGUAUUGUACAAAGAAAGAAAUGUCAGAAGGAAGGAAAAGGGAAAAAAACCAAGGAGGAGAAAAGGAAAAACUCCAACAAAGAGGAGAGCAAGGAGAGCAGGCAGGAAGGCAAAGGGCGAGCAGCCCGCAGGCAGAACCAGGACCAGAGGGAAGGCAACAGCAAAACGCAGCCGAAGAAAAGGAAAGCCCCAAACAAAGAGGAGAACCUGGCCCCCGCUGACACUGCACACUAACAGCCCUCUGUGAUUGUUGGGAGUCUUAUGAUGCUGCUAUCUCUACCAGAUCGCCCUGACAGGUGCUCCAACCCUUCAGGCCAUCCCUGAGGCUACCAGUUCUGAGCAACCCUGAACCAACAUUCCAAGUCCUUCCUAGAUUCUCCGAGCAACCCCUAGGUUCUGAAAGAGAGCGUGCCACGAGCCAAGAGGAAAACAGAACACCCACAGCAACAACAGCAUGAAACAAAAAAGGGGAGGAAACAAAGAAAAAGGAAAGAGAAACCUAAAACUCAACCCCAAUGGGCUACUCUUCAAACUGUUCUGUUCUAUGCUUCCAUGCAUCUGUAAAAGGCAAUUAAGACUUUUUUCUUUCCCUUCUGUUUUGUUUUGUUUUGUGUAUAUAGUAAUAAUAGGGUAUAAAAUAUAGCAAUAUAAUAAUGAGUGACAUUCAGAGGAGAGCAGGUUCUGUUGCUUUGUAAAAUAUUUGUCCAGGUGUUGUUGGAAGGAGGAGGAGGCAAGUGGGGUGUCUGAAGCCCAGCCACCGAUCAUAGCCCUUCGUAUAUUGUACAUAGAUAUGAAGAGAGAGGAGGAACAACAAGCAAGCAACC